This is a messenger RNA of Capsicum annuum, 1410 nucleotides long. RefSeq lists its product as uncharacterized. The record is from RefSeq and is a predicted model, not a curated record. Bases 348 to 1136 code for a protein of 262 amino acids. The transcript has 3 exons. NCBI's taxonomy places the organism in Eukaryota, Viridiplantae, Streptophyta, Magnoliopsida, Solanales, Solanaceae.
UGGAAACCCUCAAAUUCCACAGCGCGCACUUUAGCACCUAUUCUCUUCUUAACCUCGUACGUUAAAACCGCCCCUUCUCUCUCUCCCUCCUCCUGCCUCAUAUAUAUAUAUACAUAUAUACACCCACACUACGUAAAGCUAAGCCAACACAAAUACAAAGAAAAUGGCAGAAAAACUUGCAGCUUUAACAAUCCCAUGAAACCCCCUCUUCCACUUCUUAGCAAAGUCAAAGAAAUUGGAAAAAGGAAGAAACUUUGUGUCUUGAUUUGAUACAUUUUUUGUUUUCUGUUGCUUUGCGGGAGCAAUUUUGGGCUUGUGUGUUUGUGUGUGUAAUCUGAAUAGUGUUAAUGGCAAUGGGACCAGAAAGAUCGAAAGCUUUACACAAUUUCACCUUACCUUAUGGAUUGAAGUGGGGGAACCAGAGGCAUUUGAGGUGUGCUAAGGUUGAAUCAAAUGAAGAAAUUGCUUCCGUUCAUCGGAGGUCAAAUGGGUCUGAGUCGAUCAGAUGGAGGAUAGAGACGGAAAUGGUGGACCGGAACAGAUCAAACGAUCGGUUAAGCUGGAAAUUCAAGUCCCCGGAAAAAGAAGGAAUCGGAGCUGUAAGAGAGAAACUUAUGUUUGAUCUCGUGACGGAAGCUGAUAAGAUGAAAGACAAAAUCUUUCAGAAGAAAGUUUCUCCGGCGCCGGCGACGACUUUGACCGGAGCUGUUUCUGUUGCCGGCGCCGAUGACUUUUCGAGGCCGUGGAACUUGAGGACUCGUCGAGCGGCUUGUAGAGAUCCUAACGGAAUUGUAACCGGCGCCAGUGCCGGUGGAUCGAAAGAAAAGUUGAAGAUUGGUACUAACAAAGCCAAUGUUCCAUCACCAUUAAAGACGGAAAACAAAUCUCCAAAUCUUCGAAGUGGGGAAGCUUCCGGAGCUUCUUCAGUUGGCGAGAAGAGACAGAGGAUGAAAUAUUCGGUUACCCUUUCACGUAGAGAAAUCGAGGAAGAUUUCAUGGCGAUGAUUCAACAUAGACCACCUCGUAGACCCAAGAAACGAGCUAAACUGGUUCAAAAAAAUUUGGAUACGCUAUUUCCAGGGCUGUGGUUGACGGAAAUUACAGCUGAUUUAUACAAAGUGCCUGAUGAUCAAUAGAUUGUUAAAGAUGGGAAGUUGGAAGCGUGUUUUUCUGACAAAAAAGACAUACAUUUGUGACUGAUUAUCGAUUAUUGUAGUUGGAAAUUUGAUGAAACAAUUGUUUUUGUUCAGGUAACAGAAGGGGUGGGGGUGAGGGGUGUAAAAGAGGACAAAGAUUAGUUGCUCCGAUGAUGCUAAUUUUGUUGAAAUGAUUGGAUUUGUUCGCAAUCUUUGGCUGUUUAUGUUCAUUGGAAUAAGUUAAAUAUAUAUAUAUAGUUGGUUUAAUUUUGCA